AGGAUGGUGGUGGAGACGGCCUGCAGUUUGCUGCUCUGCGCCGAUAUGGACAACCUGGCAUUCUCCAUGGAGACCCACGACCUGUGGGCGCGGUUGCUGGGCGCUUCCAUGUGGCAAAACGGCCUACACUCCCUUGCCAAGGUGAUGCUGAAGAACUGCCGGGAUCAGUGCAGACCCAUCUUCAGACACCUGCAGAAUCUGCUGCAGUACCACCAGCUGCAGUGGAGGGAGGUCCCCGCCAUGGCGUUCUACCUCGAGCUGUGGAGCUGCCAGGGGCACCACAAGGAUGACACCGGCACCCAAAAGAUCUUCAGGAAAUACAUCCGCAGCAAACAGCCCAGGAGCAGAGAGCUGGCGCUGCGCGGGCUGAGGAACCUUUACGCUGGGAGGAUGCAGCUGCUGCUACCUGACGCGCUGCUGUGGCUGCAGGACAUGCGGGCUGACAUCAAACUGCAGGCCAUACAUCUGCUGCAGGACAUUGUGGCACAGCGCCCCGCCAGCAUCCGAGGUGUGCUCAGCCAGCUGGCCGUGCAGCUGCUGUCCUGCUUCAAUGAGGACAACGCAGAGGUGCGCUGGCGCUCCAUGGAGCUCUUUGCGCUGCUGCUGGAGGCGCCAGGCAGGAAGCGGCUGCUGCUGCAGGCGGAGAGGAGUCUGCUGCCACUCUUCAUCCACAUGAAUGAGGACAUCCCCAACGUGGCGCAGGUGGGGGCAGCUUGUGGGGUCACGGGGUCGCGAGGUUAUCCGGUGUGACCAGCAACUACUCCCUGCCCUGUGCCCACGUGUACAGUCCUCCUAGAUACCAGAUCCCCACCUCAUAUCCACCCAUACAGUCCUCCCAGUUCCCCCCUCCACUACACCCACCCAUACAGUCAUUAAGGUUAGGAAAACCCUCCCACAUCCCCCACCCCGUUUCCCCAGACCCUGUGGGACGGGACCGGCUGUGGUGCCGACCCAGGUUUGGGAUGGGGGUUCCCCCAGGAUCUCCCACCAACACCCCCCCGUGUCACUGCUC
Gallus gallus (chicken) is the source of this 1012-nucleotide messenger RNA. RefSeq lists its product as uncharacterized. The transcript is spliced from 4 exons. The coding region runs from base 4 to 750 and encodes 248 amino acids. Gene Ontology annotation, cellular component: cytoplasm. The record is from RefSeq and is a predicted model, not a curated record. NCBI's taxonomy places the organism in Eukaryota, Metazoa, Chordata, Aves, Galliformes, Phasianidae.